This is a messenger RNA of Protopterus annectens (West African lungfish), 12960 nucleotides long. RefSeq lists its product as uncharacterized. The record is from RefSeq and is a predicted model, not a curated record. NCBI's taxonomy places the organism in Eukaryota, Metazoa, Chordata, Ceratodontiformes, Protopteridae. Gene Ontology annotation, biological process: regulation of transcription by RNA polymerase II. Gene Ontology annotation, molecular function: DNA-binding transcription factor activity, RNA polymerase II-specific; RNA polymerase II transcription regulatory region sequence-specific DNA binding. The transcript is spliced from 4 exons. Gene Ontology annotation, cellular component: nucleus. The coding region runs from base 137 to 10822 and encodes 3561 amino acids.
UUGGGCUUCUGUGAAUGCCCAUUGUUUGUGUCGCUUUAAACCUAAUGUCAGAGGAGGAGGAGGAGGAGUAGCAGUUGUUUGUGUCCUGAACAGCGUAGUUUCCUCAUUGUGGUGUGUUGGAAACUGAAGCGUAACCAUGAAGCUGGAGAUGCCAGAAGACUUUGAAGAUGUGGCAGUGGAGUUUUCAACAGAAGAGUGGACAAUGCUCAACAAGGAUGAGAAGAAACUUCACAGGGAGGUGAUGGUGCAGAACUUUGAUCACAUGGUUUCAUUAGGGUAUUACAUCCCUUUACAGCAACUGCUCUUCCUGCUUGGGAGACAUGAGGACCAACCAGAUGGGGGCGCAGACACAGAUGAAACUGAAGACAGCGAGAUGUCUGACAGCUCCCCUGACAUGUGCAAGAGGGUAGAUUACCGCAUGGUUCAGAGUCCACAAUCAUCAGUCAAGGAACGUAUAAAAUCGGAAUACGAUGAGAUCUUUCCAGAUAAAAUGCCCAUCACAAGACAUGAUCUGCUUCAGAUAAGUAGACAGUAUAACUAUAUGGAAUAUGACAAGGAUUUUGUUCACAGCAUUAAGCAAACUAAUGGAUUGGAGACACCAGACAACUGUGCAGAAUAUAAAAACUGUUUCGAUGUUUAUGGUAAUCUCAUACCAUUCCACUGUGACGAAAAACAAGAGGACAGUCUGGCAGCAAUUCAACCAAUGCACGCUGAGAAUUCAUAUAAAUGUACCAUAUGUGGCAAGUGUUUUGGGAAGAAGAGGAAUCUUGCAAGACACAAAAAGAUACAUCUUCGAAAUAAACCAUAUAUGCAUCCCACAUAUGAUAUGACAUUAGAGCAGAACAGCAUUUUAGUUGAACACCAAGCUGCCCACAGUGAAGAGAAUCCCUGCAAGUGUGAAACGUGUAGUAGAAGAAUUGAAGAGUCAGGUACCCUUGGGCAAUAUAAAAUCCACACAACACUAAAACUGUUUAAAUGUGCUAAAUGUCCUAAAAGAUUUUCACAGAGGAGCAGCAUGUAUCGCCACCAGAAAAUCCACAGAAAUGAGAAGUUGUGUAAAAGUACUACAUGUGACACAGGUUUAAUGCUAAAGUGUAACUUAGAGCAGGAAGAAGAGAUCCAUGUUGGUGAUAAGCCCUAUAAGUGUGCCAUGUGUGAUCAGACUUUUACACAGAAAGGCAGCAUGAUACGACAUCUAAAUAUCCAUACGGGUGCAAAACUGUAUAAAUGUGCCACGUGUGACAGAGGUUUCACAAGAAAGAGUAGCAUGCUACGACAUCAGAAUACUCAUGUUGGAGAGAAACCAUUCAGAUGUACAAUAUGUGACAAGAGCUUUCUGAAGAGAAGAAAUCUUGUAAGGCAUGUAAAGAGACACAACAGAAUGAGGUUAGACAGUGAGAAUAUGCAUGACGUGAAUUCUGAACAGAAGAACGCUUUAGAAACACAAGAGAAUAUGAAAACUGAAAAAAAUGUCAGUGAAAGUACGAUGUGCGAGGAGAACUUUAGAGAAAUUGACAGUUUUGGUGAAUAUAAGGAAAUCAACAAUAGUAUGGAGCCAGAUGCAUUUGUUAACUAUGCCAUAGACUUUGGAAAAGAAAGUAAUGAAUCACAGCAUCAAACACUUAGCAGUAAAGUGAGACCCUUUAGAUGUGAAAUAUGUAGCAUGGAUUUUAAAAAGAGGCAUAACCUCUUACAGCACGAACUAACGCACACAGGAGAGAAGCCGUAUAAGUGUCCUGUCUGUGGUACAGAUUUUGCACGGAAGAGCAGCAUGGUGAGGCAUCACAAAAGGCACAUCGGAGAGAAGCUGUUUAAGUAUUCGGUGUCUGAAAAUAAUUUCGCACAGAAAAGUAACAGUGUGAUGCAUCAAAAUAUGUACACUAAACAGAAACCUAAUAUAUAUUCCACACUCAAGAAAAGGCUGAGAAAAAGAGGUCUCUUCCCAGAGCAUAAGAGCAUCCCCACAGUAAAAAACACAUAUAAAUGUGCCUCGUGUGACAAAAGUUUUGUGCAGAGGAGCAGCUUAAUACGACAUAAGAAAAGCCACACUAGUAUAACAUGUGAUACAAGUUUUCAAUCAAAAGAUAAUGACCCUCAGCAUGAACCAGUACAGACAGAGGAGGCACCGCACAAGUGUGCCACAUGUGACAAGAGUUUUAUCCAUAAGAGCAGCAUGAUACGACAUCUGAACAUCCAUACCUGUGAGAAACUCUUUAAAUGUCUAAUGUGUGACAGGACAUUUACAAGGAGGAGUAGUAUGUUACGACAUCAAAAAAUCCACACUGGCGAGAAAUCCUACACAUGUGCCAAUUACAACAGAUUCAGACAGAAAAGUGGCCUCAGAAUGCUUAAAAAAAUUUAUACAGGACUAAAGGCGUAUAAAUGUGCCACAUGUGACAGGCGGUUCAGGCUCCACCAUAACCUCCGGCAGCAUGAAAAAAUACACACUGAAAAAUUGGGAAUAGCACCCAUUCCAAGCAAAGCAUUAGAAACACCCCCUGAACAGUUGCAAAAAGUAAACCAGGAAGAAAGGCCAUAUAAAUGUUCUAUAUGUGGCAGAAGUUUUAGACUGAAAUGUAACCUCUGUCAGCAUGAACGUCUACAUACUGGGGAAAGGCCAUAUAAAUGCACCCUGUGUGACAGGAGGUUUAUGUUGAAGUUAAACCUUAGACAGCAUGAAAGCAUGCAUACUGGCGAAAAGCCACAUAAAUGUGCCACUUGUCAUAGGAGUUUUAGGCUAAAGCAUAACCUUGUGCAGCAUGAGCGAAUACAUAGUGGAGGCACAGGCAUAGGGCCCAUACCCAUUACUCCACCUGAAGCACAAGCUGAACACCUGGAAAAAGGACAAAUGGAAGAAAAGCCAUAUAAGUGUACCUUAUGUGGAAGAGGUUUUAGGCUGAAGUGUAAUUUAAUGCAGCAUGAACAAAUUCAUACUGGAGUGAAGCCGUACAAGUGUACCACAUGUGACAGGAGGUUUAGGCUGAAGCACAACCUUAUACAGCAUGAACGAAUACAUACUUGCAACUCAGAAACGGGGUCCGUUUCUUCUUUGGUAUUAAAAAGCACACCUGAAAAACAGGAAAAAGUGAGCUUGAUAGAAGAUCCACAGUCCUUUCCAUAUGACAAUAGCUUUAAGCUGCAGAAUAAUCUUGGACAGCUUGAGGAAAUGUAUACUGGAGAAUUGGGAAAAGACUCCAUUUCAGUUGAUGCAUUAGAAACAUCCCCUACAAAAGUGGGUACAGAAGGUCUGGUAGAAAAGCCAUAUAAAUGCACCACUUGUGACAGGAGAUUUAGGCUGAAGCAUAACCUCAUGCAACAUGAGCGUGUACAUACUGGUAACUCAGAAAUGGGGUCCAGUCCUACCACAGAAUUAGAGAACACCCCUGAAAAUGUGAACCUGGAAGAAAUGGCAUACAAGUGUUACAAAUGUGACAAGUGGUUUAGGCUGAUGCAUGACCUCAUUCAGCAUGAGCAAGAACAUACUGCUGAUGUGCAAACAAGGUUGUUUCCUAUUAUGGUAGUAGAAGAAAACUCUGAACAGCUGGAAGAUGUAAAUCUGGAAGAAAAUCUGUACAACCGCACCAUCUGUGACACUGGGUUUAGGAUGAUGUGUGACCUCACCCAACAUCAACAAAUACGCACCUCAAAGUUUGAAAUGGUGUCCAUUCCUACCAGGGCAUUAGAAAUUAACCCUGAGAAACAGCUUCCUGAACAGACGGAAAACCUUGAGCUGAACUAUAAUCUCAGUCAGUACCAACAAAUGUAUAGCACAAACUCUGAAUUGAGAUGUAGUUCUAUCCCGGCAUUAGAAACUAAUGCUGAAGAACCAGGAAAUGUAGCAUUGAAAAAAAAGCCAUAUAAAUGCUCCAUAUGUGAUAGAAGUUUUACUCUGAAAUGUAACCUCUGCCAACAUGAACGAUUACACACGGGAGAAAGGCCUUACAAGUGCACAAUUUGUGACAGGAAAUUUAUGUUGAAGUUAAAUCUUAGACAGCAUGAAAGAAUACAUACGGGCGAAAAGCCGUACAAGUGUACCACGUGUGACAGGAGGUUUAGACUGAAGCAUAACCUUAUUCAACAUGAACGAAUACAUACUGGCAAAACAGAAAUGGGGUCUAAUCCUGCUGUGGUUUUGGAAAACACCCCAGAAAAACUGGAAAAUGUCAGCCCGAUGGAAAAGCGAUAUAAUUGCAACACAUUUGACAUGAGUUUUGUGCUGAAGAGUGACCUUAUGCAGCAAGAGCAAACACAUAUUAGAAAUGCAGAAAUGGGUCAAUUGCCUGACAUGGCAUUAGAAAUACCCCCUUUACAAGUGGAAAAAGGAAACCUUGGAGAAAAGCCAUACAAGUGCAGUAUAUGUGACCGAGGUUUUAAAAUGAAAUGUAAUCUUAGCCAACAUCAGCGAAUACACACUGCAAAAUUGGAAAAGGUAUCCAUAAGUACAUCUGCAGAAAAUGACCCUGAGGAAUUAGAAAAAAUGCUUCAGUUAGAAAAACCUUAUAAAUGCAGCAUAUGUGGCAGACGCUUUAGGCUAAAGUGUAACCUUAUCUUACAUGAACGUCUACAUACAGGGGAACGGCCCUUUAAAUGCAACAUAUGCGACAGGAGGUUUAUGCUGAAGUUAAAUCUGAGACAGCAUGAAAGAAUGCAUAUGGGAGAAAAGCCACAUAGAUGUUCCACAUGUCAUAGGAGUUUUUGGCUGAAGUGUAACCUCAGGCAGCAUGAGCAGAUGCAUACUAGUGAAUCUCAAAUAACGUCCUCACCUGCCACAGCUUCACAAAAAACUCUUGAACUGCUGGAAAAGCAAAAUACAGCAGAAAAGCCUUAUAAAUGUGAUACUUGUGACCGGAGGUUUAGGUUAAAGCAUAACCUUAAACAGCAUGAACGAAUACAUACGGAAGGCUCAGGAAGGAGAUCCAUUCAAGCCACUGCAUCAGCAGUACCCCAUAAACAAGUGGAAACAGAAAAUCUGGAAGAAAAGCCAUAUACAUGCAACAUAUGUGACAGACGUUUCAAGAUGAAGUGUAAUCUCAGCCAACAUGAACAAAUGCAUACUGAAGAAAAACCACAUAAAUGUGCCACAUGUGAUAGGAGGUUUAGGUUAAAGCAUAACCUCAUACAACAUGAGAGAAUUCAUGGUGGUGUUUCAGCAAGACUGCUUAAUACAGUAGCAUUAGAAAACACGUCUGAAAAAGCAGAAAAACUAAACUCGGAAAUUAUGUCUAUUUCUACAAUGACGGUAGAAAACACACCUGAAAAAAUGAAACAAGUAAAAUCAGAAAUAGAGUCUAUUUCAAUAAUGGCAUUAGAAAACACCCCUGAAAAAACUGAAGAAGUGAAAUCAGAAAUGGUACCUGUUUCUAUAGUAGAAUUUCAAAACAUACCUGUAAAACUGGAAAAAGAGGACAUUGUAGAAAACUCAUAUGAAUGCACCACACAUGAUGGGAGUUUGACGCUACAGCCUAACUUUAUGCAGCAUGAGCAAACACAACUUGGUGAUUUACACAUGGCGUCUAUGUACACAAUGACAACGGAAAACACCCCUGAGAAAUUGGAAAAGUUGAACCUGGAAGAAAGGCCAUAUAAAUGCUCCACAUGUGACAGGAGGUUUAGGAUGAAGCAUAACCUCACACAGCAUGAACGAAUACAUAGUGGCAACUUGGCUAAAUAUUCAGAGAAGUUAAUGAAUGACUCAGAAAUUGGAUCCAUUACAGCCAUGGAAUUAGAAAACAUACCUGUGAAAUUGGAAGAGUCAAACCUAGUAGAAAAGAUAUAUGAAUACAGCACAUGUGACAGAAGUUUUGAGCUGAAUUAUAAUAUUAUACAGCAUGAGCGAAUACAUACUUCAGAUGCCAUGGCAUUAGAAAUAUCCGCUGAGAAAGUAGAAGAAGUAAACCCUGGAGAAAAGCCAUACAAGUGCAAUAUAUGUGACCGGAGUUUUAGGAUGAAGUGUAACCUUAGCCAACAUCAGCGAAUACACACUAAGGACUUGGAAAUGGGAUCAAUUCCUACUACACCCUUGGAAAAAAAUGCUGAGAAAUUAGAAAAAGUAGCCUCGGUGAAAAAGCAGUAUAAAUGCAGCAUAUGUGGCAGGCGUUUUAGGCUGAAAUGUAACCUUGUCUUACAUGAACGUUUACAUACUGGAGAAAGGCCUUUUCAAUGUAGCCUGUGUGACAGGAGGUUCAUGCUAAAAUUAAAUCUUAGACAGCAUGAAAGAAUGCAUUCAGGAGAAAAGCCUUAUAAAUGUGCUGUGUGUCAUAGGUGUUUUUGGUUAAAGUGCAACCUCCGGCAGCAUGAGCAGAUACAUAGUGUUGAUUCUCAAGUGACAUCUACACCUGCCAAAGAUGUACACAAAACUCCUGAACAGCUGGAAAAAGAAAACAUGGUAGAAAAGCCUUAUAAAUGUGGCACUUGUGACCGGAGGUUUAGGUUGAAGCAUAACCUUAAACAGCAUGAACGAAUACAUACUGAAGGCUCAGGAAGUGGAUCAGUUCAUACCGCUGCAUUAGCUGCACCCCAUAAACAAGUGGAAACAGAAAAUGUAGAAGAAAAGCCAUAUAAAUGCACCAUAUGUGACAGACGUUUUAGGAUGAGGGGUAAUCUCAGCCAGCAUGUACAAAUGCAUACUGAUAUAAAACCUUAUAAGUGUGCCACAUGCAAUAGGAGGUUUAGGUUAAAGCAUAACCUCAUACAACAUGAGAGAAUUCAUAGUGGUAUUUCAAAAGUACUGCCUUUUUCUAUAAUGGCAUUAGAAAGCAACCCUGAAAAAAUGGAAAGAGCUAACUCAGAAAUGAUUUCUCUUUCCACAAUGGCAUUAGAAAGCACCCCACCAAAAAGUGAAGUAAACUCAAAAAUGGUAUACAUGUCUAAAGAGGCAUUCAAAAAUGUCCCUGAAAAAAUGGAAAAAUUGAACUCUGAAAUGGUGUCUUUUUGUACUAUGACAUUAGAAAACAACAUUGAAAGCACCCCAUUAAAAAGUGAAGUAAACUCAGAAAUGGUAUACAUGUCUAAAGAGUCAUUCAAAGAUACCUCUGAAAAAAUGGAAAAAUUGAACUCAGAAAUGGUGUCUGUUUGUACAAUGACAUUAAAAAACAACAUUGAAAGCACCCCACUAAAAAGUGAAGUAAACUCAGAAAUGGUAUACAUGUCUAAAGAAGCAUUCGAAAAUACCUCCGAAAAAAUGGAAAAAUUGAACUCGGAAAUGGUGUCUGUGUGUUCAAUGACAUUAAAAAACAACAUUGAAAAGCAGAAAGAAAUGAUCCUGGUAGAAAAGCCAUAUAAAUGUAGCACAUGUGACAGGAGGUUUAGGCUGAAACAUAAUCUCCUGCAACAUGAGAGAGUACACCCAGGAAAACUGGAAAAAAACCUGGUAGAAAAGCUGUAUAAAUGCACUACAUGUGACAGAAGGUUUAGACUGAUGCAUAACCUCAUGCAGCAUGUACGAGUACAUAAUAAUGGCUCAGAAAUGGCAUCAGUCCCUGGUGUGGCAUUAGAAAAAACUCCCAAGAAAAUGGAAAAUGUGAGCCUGUUAGAAAAACCGUAUAAAUCCAGCAGAUGUGCCAGAGGUUUUGAUGUACAGUAUAACCUUUUACAGCAUGAGAAAACACAUACUAUAGACACAGGAUUGGAGCAGCUUCUUCCUAUGGCUUUUGAAAUUCUCCCUGGGCAAGUAGAAAAAGUAAAUGUGGGAGACAACCCAUUGAUGUAUAAUUUUGUAGAGCAUGAGCAAACACAUAUAGGAGACAUUGGACUAGGGCAGCUUCCCAUCAUGCCAUUGGAAAUACCCCCUGAGCAAGGGAAGGAAAGAAGCCUGGGAGAAAGGCCGUACAAGUGUACCAUAUGUGACCGGGAUUUUAAGAUGAAAUGUAAUCUUAGCCAGCAUCAGCGAAUACAUAAUGCACACUUGGAAACGAGGGUCAUUCCUACCUUGCAUUUAGGGGGAAAAAAUGAUCAACAAGAAAAUGCAGUUCUAGCAGAAAAACCAUAUAAAUGCAGCAUAUGUGGUAGACACUUUAGACUGAAAUGUAAUCUUAUUUUGCAUGAACGUUUACAUAGUGGAGAAAGGCCCUUUAAAUGCUCAUUAUGUGAUAAGAGGUUUAUGUUAAAACUGAAUCUCAGACAGCAUGAAAGAAUGCAUUCAGGAGAAAAGCCACAUAAAUGUUCCACUUGUCAUAGAAGUUUCUGGCUAAAGUGCAAACUCAGGCAGCACGAGCAGAAACAUAGUGCAUCUGUAGGUAGCACAGAAUCCGAAAAAACAUCUGAACAAUUGGAAGAAACAAACUUGUUAGAAAAGCCACACAAAUGUAUCAUAUGCAAUAGGAGAUUUAGGCUGAAGCAUAACCUCCGGCAACAUGAGAAGAUACAUACAGUGGGGUCUUCUCCUACUAUAUCGUUAGAAACAUCCCCAGAACAGGUAGAAAAAGUAAACUUUGAAGAAAGGCCACAUAAAUGUAGCUCAUGUGACAGACGUUUUAGGUUGAAAUGUAACCUUAGCCAACAUGAACGAAUACAUACUGAAGAAAAGCCUUAUAAAUGUUUUACCUGUGGUAAGAGUUUUAGGCUGAAACAUAAUCUUUUGCAACAUGAAAGUAUACAUGUUGGACACUUAGAAAAGGGUUCCAUUCCUGCCAUGACUUUAGAAAGUAGCUCUGAACAAGCGAAAAAAGUAAACCUGGGAGAAAAGCCGCAUAAGUGCACCAUAUGUGGGAGAGGUUUUAGGAUGAAAUGUAACCUCACCCAACAUGAACAAGUACACACUGAACUUAAGCCGUAUAAAUGUACAAAAUGUGACAGAAAGUUUAGACUGCAGCAUAACCUUAGGCAACAUGAGCAAAUACACACUGAAAACUUGGGAAUUCCUGUCAUAUCAUUGGAAACACCACCUGAACAAAUGAAAGAAGAAAGCCAGAUAGGAAUGCCUUAUAAAUGCACCAAAUGUGGCAGGAGUUUUGAGUUGAAACAUAACCUUGAGGAUCAUGAACAGAUGCAUGCCGAUGAAUCAGGAAUAGAGCCCAUUUCUCCCAUGGCAUUGGAAAACCACCCUAAACAACUUGAAAAAGUAAAUAUGCCAGAAAAAAUAUAUAAAUGCGCCACAUGUGAUAGGAAGUUUAGGCUUAAGCAUAACCUCAUUCAGCAUGAGCGAAUACAUACAGGUAAAUCACAAAUGGGGCCCAUUCCUGCCACAGUAUUAGAAACAGCCCCUGAACAACAAUCGGAAGGAAAGCUGAGAGGAACGCCAUACAAGUGUGCUACUUGUGGCAAGAGGUUUAGAAUGAAACAUAACCUUUGGCAACAUGAAAAGACACAUACUGGAGGUUCAGAAAUAGGUUAUGUUCCUUCAGUGACAUUAGAAAAAAAUGUUGAACAUUUAGAAGACUGUAAUACAGGAGAAAUUCCAUAUAAAUGUGCCACAUGUGGUAAAGCUUUUGAAAAAAGGAGGAACCUUGUAAGACAUGAAAAGUUGCAUGAAAGGAAAAACAGUGUCCAUGUGGCAGACAGCUCUUAUAGCUGCAUCACAUGUAACAAAACGUUUAGACACAGAUUUGCCCUCCUAGAGCAUAAAAAAAUCCAUACAAGACUAAAACUAUAUAAAUGUGUUGCAUGUGAGAAAACUUUCAGACAGAAGAGCAGUUUGGCACGGCAUCAGAAAAUACACACUGGUGAAGAACCUUUUAAGUGUUCUGUGUGUGCCAUGAGUUUCAGACUAAAGUUUAAUCUUCGACAGCACGAACAGAUACACACUGGGGAGAAACUGUAUCAGUGUUCUACAUGUGAAAAGAGCUUUAUACAGAAGAGCAGCAUGAUUCGACAUCAGAAAAUCCACACUGGAGUCGAGUAUGUUGACUGCCCCAUAUGUGAAAAAAGUUUUAGUCAGAAGAGUAGUAUGGUCCGUCAUAAGAAAGUCCAUGCUGAAGAGAAAUCCUGUGUGCAUAACUUGAAUGUCAAGAUAAUUAAACAGAAACCUGAUAUGGGACAGUUUAAGACGUUCUGCACAGCAGCAAAUCCAUAUAAAUGCAACAUAUGCGGCAAGAGUUUUAAACUAAAGCAUCACCUGCGACAACAUGAGGACAUGCAUGUUGGGGAAAAGAGAAAUAAAUGUGCCACUUGUGGAAAGAGUUUUCGAUUAAUGCAUCACCUUCGACAACAUGAACAAAUGCAUGUUGGAAUGAAACGUUAUAAAUGUGCCACAUGUGACAAGAGAUUCAGAAUGAAGCACCACCUGAGACAACAUGAGAAGAUACACAUUGGAGUAAAACUGUAUAAAUGUGCCACUUGUGAAAAGAGUUUUGGAAAGAGGAGGAACCUUGUAAGGCACCAGAAGAUACACAGGGUAAAAGCACAUAAGUCUCCCACGUCUGUCAUGAGUUUCACUGAGGACAGCAUUUUGGUACAAUCACGAAACAAUUGCAGUGCUAAUAAUCAUUUGAAAGAAUUAAGCUGUAGUAUGAAACCCUGUGAAAGUGACAUAUGUAGUGACUUAGUUACUGUGGAUGAUGACCUCAAAGCCCACAAAAGUGUAAACACAGAAGGGAAGCAAUUUAAAUGUGAAACAUGUGGCAAAUGUUUUAGACUGAAAUGCCUAAUGACACGACAUCAGAGAAUCCACACUGCUGAGAAAAUCUAUAAAUGUGCCUCUUGUAAUAUGAGCUUUAAACUAAAGCAUAAUCUCAGACAGCAUGAACAAAUACAUAUGAUACAGAAGCGGCAUAAAUGUGACUCAUGCUUUAAGAGUUUUACACGUAAAAGCAGCCUGGUACGACACCAGAAGUCUCACUCAGAAGAGAACGGUCUACAGACAGCUGAAAUAACAUUAACUUUGUGAAUGGUAAUGUAUGCUCCAUUAUUUGGAAAAAUUAAACGAAAUGAAAGUUUAAAAAGUUAGCAGCUCAGAAGUUCUGAAAGGCAAUACAUGGUGAUGGAAUUGAUUUGGUUAUGGUGCAAAAGGUACAAGGUGGAGCCCCAGUCUCAAAAAAGAUUGAGUCUUUUUAACAAAGUAGGUAAGUAGCCAGCAAAUGCAGCAUGAAUUUGGUGAAACUAUAACUAAGAUGUUUAAUAAAAUGAGAACCAGAAAAUCUGUCUAUGAAAGCACACGAAAAAAACUAAGUGAACGCUGAGGAAAAGCAGAAAGUACCAAACGGAAAGGAAACGGUCAAGACAAAACAAUAUGAUGGGGAAUGUGGUGUUAAUGAAAGUGCAAAACUAUACUUGAAAGGCUGUAAAAUGUUCAGAUGACGCAUAUUGGUAGAAGAUUAAUAAAAUGAGCAAAUAUAGUUUGUAAAACCUUGUAAGAGAUCAGUAGACUUCACUACUGUGCAGGCAGGAUAAUAGCAGAUGGAGCACUGCAAGAUCAAAGUAAGUCAGCAUACAGCAUACCACCAAGGAAACCAUGGCUGGGGAGACGGUAAAGGAAUUUGGAAAAUAAGCAUUGCUGGAGGUUGCAAAUUGAAGUUGAUCAGUGAAACAAUUACUGCAAACUUAGAUGUACUAAAUAAAAGAAGUGUUGAAGUAAAGUAAGAUUUAGUUUACAGUCUCAAACUUUCCAUGUCUUGGUAGGUUGAAAAUUCUGAAGACGUUUUGAAAAGUAAAGUAAAAAAACACAAAAGGUAAUUUAUAGAUGGUAAUAUGAAGUUCUGAAAAAGGCAGAGAGAGGAGCAGUAAUACCUCACCCCAGAAACAAUGGGAAGUUCAGAGGUUUAGAAAAAUAUGUUAUUCUGUUGAUCAUAGUGAAGUAUAAUACAGUGCUUAAAAUAAUAAAGUCACAAAAGCGCUAGUAUAAUGCAUGUGAAAUGGAGGAUACUGAUCAAUUAGUACACAGCAAUAAAAUUAAGAAAGAUUCUUAAGUGGAAAAACUCAGCUUCCAGAUGGCUACAGUUUAUGGCUAAAAACAUGACCGCCUUUACACCAUGACCCAGCCUUGCAUUAAAAAAAUGUGCACAUCUCAAGUUUCAUCAGCUCUGAUAAAAAUGCUGCUAAACUGUAUACCCACAAAACUGUUCAAGAUGUGUCAUCUAGUGACUCCUCAUAGCAACGUAUCUUAUUACUUGAACAGAUGCAGAUGCUGUUACCAGUUAAAAAAACAAGCUCCCUAAUUACAUCAGGUGAACGGUUAUAAAAAAAAAAAAGGCACAAAGGUACUACCAUUGCUUGAUGCUAAACAUGGCCCCGGUGGACAGUUGUGUGUGCGUGUGCAUACACAGGCAAGCAUGUGUAUGUGUAGAAAAAUUUUGAAGCAGAAUGAGGACAGAAGAAAAAAAUAUUGAGUUAACAUCCUAAACUCCUAGAUUGCUGAACAUUCAUAGGUAGUUCAGAGUUCACACAUUUCUAAAAAAAAACUAUCAUCACCAUAUAAGAAUAUCAAUUCACUACAUGAGGUGAAUGGUCAUACCAUCAUUCGAGAUAAAAAGACACAUAGGAUAUUCUCUGCAGGGUUACAAAAAGUCAGUAAUUUACUGUAUCCUCAAUGCAUUGACAGGUAUGCACAGCAGCCCAAAUGGAGAGGGUAAAUGCUAGAAAACAAACCAUACUGAAGUGAUAAACUCUAGCAAAUGUAAAUUAAUCCUUUUCCAGAUGGCAUUCUGAUAACAUGUGGGCUUAGCAAAAGUAAUAUUAACAGGAGCAUGGAAGCACUGAUUCAUCAAAAGGCACUAUAGUCAAUAGAAAGCAGAUAUUUCCAUUCUCAAGAGUAUUAAGAUGGUACAGGAACCUGUAUUUACCAGCGAAGCUGUGACCUAGAAAUGGAUUAAGAGAGAUAAAUUAUUCUGUAAGAUGAGUGGCUGAUGCAGCAUAAAGCAAAGUUUUACUUUUUCAUUGAGGUGCUUUUUGAAAUGUGUACUGAAAUUGUAAGACAGGUGUAAGUUCUGUAACACAGAACCAUUUUGGACAUUUCUGUAACUGUGGAAUUACAUUGAUGAAGCAUUGCUAAUUGAAAGACACAGAAAUAAAAUUCCAUUGGAAACUGCA